CACUGCCUGCUUAUGCCCUUCUGUUUCUCUCACUCGAUCAUACAUACUUAAUUAUUGUCAAACCUGCCGGGUUAAUCCACUCUUUCAAUCGUCUGUCAACAACACUCCUUUGACCUUGCUUGUUUCAUCUGUAUUACAACCCUUCGCAUAAAAUAUCCCUUUAAUCUCACCCUAAUCUACUCCAUUUCUUUUUUCUUAAAAGCGCAUCGCAAAAAUGGGAGAUAAUAACCACAUCGGCGAAGCUGGUCUUCACCAUCUUCCUCUGCGCAUGCGAGACGCAACGCUCUCCAAAUUCCCCUCUUUAAACCAACGAAAUGGCAAAAAAGUCCCUGAGAGCUUACACUUCACCCCCGGGGCUUUUCGUCUCAGAUCGCCGACCGAGUCGUCGAUGAGUAGUAUUUCUUCGGCGAAUGUGCCUGAUUCUGCGACGACGCAUUCGCUUUCUACGCUGGCUAGUCCGAUAAGUACCACGUAUGCGAGCUCGAUCCAGGAGCAGUUUGCUGCUGCGACGCUGGAUGGGUCGAGGCCUGCGAGUCGGAUCUGCCAUCGACAUAAUCCGUCUAGUGGGACUUGCUCGACUUUUGUUAAUGAAGAUGAGGACGCGAUUAUUACGGGAUAUCCUGAGUUUGACAUCAAGAUUAGGAAUUUGAAUGAGGCGCAUGGGAGACCUGUUGUGCAAGAGGUUAGGCCUGAGAGGUGAGUGUUCCGAUGGUUCCGUGCGAUCGUGUCGCUUACGGUCGCAGCCCCAGUACGGAGUCCUUUAUCAAAGAGGAGAGGGUUCUUACGCCUACGACAGAGUCGCAUCGCACGGAUGAUGUUUCUAAUGAUGAUGAAGACGAUUCUGAAGAAGUGUCGCAAGAGGAUGCAAACUCGGUGCUCAAUUACGCACUUCAGGUCAUCUACGGCGUCGAUCUUAAUGACGUCUCAAUCCCUCAAGACAAGGUCCAAAGCCUCGUAUCCAACUUUACCCAAAACAUAAGUCAGCAUAUUUGGCAAUCUGCUUCAGAUGGUCAAUUGUCGCACACAAUGUCAACAUCAAGCUCUUCCUCUACACCCUCGCAAGACGCUAAUGGCGAUCGCCGGGGCGGAAAGAGGAAGAAGCAAGGGAGGCGUGAAGACGACGGUGAGGAGUUUAGCGAUGGUGAAGGGUCGGGAUACUUGCCGACCAAGCGCUCGAGACCGAAUCCUAAAGAGGAUGAGAAUCUUCGAUUAAGUUGUCCGUUCCGAAAGAGGAAUCCUCAUCGGUUCAAUGUGAGGGAUCAUCAUAGCUGCGCGAUGACUUAUUUCCCCAAGUUCGCUGAGCUCAGGCAACACAUUGUUAAACAGCACAAGCGCGAUGAUCCAUCUGCUUUCGUCUGCGACCGCUGUAGCCGCGACUUUUCUACGCGCAAAGAACUACGUGAUCAUCAACGUUUGCCGAAGGAGUAUAUGUGUGACAUUGCUGAUGCUGAUGCUGAGAGUGGUAUCGAUCCCCAGACUGCCACAAAGCUGUUAAGCAGAAAGCGGGCGAGUGGUACUUCACCAGAGGUUCAGUGGAAGGAGAUCUGGAACAUUGUGUUUCCCGAUGAUGACGAUAGUGAUGUCCGACCAUAUGAAUACACACCGGUGAUUGAACACUUCGAAGUCGAAGCCAAGUACCGCGAAGCAUUCGACCAGCUCAAAUACUCCCUCCUUGACAAAAUCUCCAACCCCGCCACCCUCGAAACCCUCUCCACAAAAUUCUACCAAUGCUUCAUCGAGACUCUAGACCAAUGCAUCGCCAACGCCCAAAGCAUGCCCUACACAAACCGCAGCAACAAAAAGAACGACAUCCUCCGCUCCCAAACAACACAAAGCGUCCGCAAGCCCCGUGGUAUAAUGCCCCGCCCCGAUUCCGGCGUUGUAAUGGACGAUGGAUCUGAAGAGAGCGGGAGUGUUAUGCUUGGGCAUAGGGAUAGUGUCAGGACUGUUAGGACUGCGUUGCGGGGAAGUCAGGUGCCUGAGACGGUAAAUGAGAUAGUUCCUGCUACGGGGUUUGAGGGGCUGAUGAUGGGGAUGGAUGGGGCGGAUGUGCAGGCUUGGAAUAAUGGGGUGAUGUAUCCGCAGAUUAUGCCUGAGCAGCUUAUUCCCACGGGGGGCAUGACGCCGCAGACGGAGUUUGUCAAUUGGGGACAGAUAUAUCCUGGUUUUGAUACGUUGGGGAAUGGUGUCAAUGGGUUCACGGGGUUUAAUGGACAGCAGUAAUGAGGUUGGGCUGGGCUGGGCCUGGUGGGUUAAUACUUCUUGUAUAUGAUUUUGUCCGAAUGGUGAGACUAUGAUCUCGAUAACCAAGAUGAAUUGCUUCUCGCCCGAUGGAACCAAUAUUAUCUUCCCAGUCCUGGCUGUGGAUACAGGUGAUGCCAUUAGGCCAGCUAAAAGAUAAGAUCGC
Fusarium verticillioides 7600 is the source of this 2407-nucleotide messenger RNA. RefSeq lists its product as hypothetical. NCBI's taxonomy places the organism in Eukaryota, Fungi, Ascomycota, Sordariomycetes, Hypocreales, Nectriaceae. The coding region runs from base 709 to 2223 and encodes 504 amino acids. The record is from RefSeq and is a predicted model, not a curated record. The transcript has 4 exons.